GUGUUUCCCUGUUGACAACAUGGCUGCCGAGGAUCUCCCGUCUGAAUUCGACGUUAUCAUUCUGGGCACAGGUCUGUGUGAAUCAGUGGUGGCAGCGGCAUGUUCCAGAGUUGGACAAAGAGUUCUUCAUCUGGACAGGCAGAGUUACUACGCGUCAAACUGGGCGAGCUUCACCUUUAAUGGUUUACUCACCUGGAUCCAGGAACAGCAGGCAGAGUCUCAGCCUGAUGAGGUCCAGGAUUGGUCAGGUCAGGUGGAGGAAGGGGAGGACCUAAUUUACCUGUCACAGUCAGACUCCAGCUCCAUCAGUAAUCUGCAGGUGUUCUGUUACACCAGUGAGGAAGAUGAGGAAGAUGAUACUCCAAACACCACAGAAGAAGAAAAAGGAGGCGGGGCCAGUGAAGCCACUGAGGCUGCAGAUUCGAAUAAAGAAGAUGAAGAAGAAACAGAAAAACAGGAAGCAGAAGAACAGGUUGCACAAGAUGAGGGGGCGGAGCCAGAGGCAGACCAGCCCUGCCCCUCUGCUGAUCCCAACCAAUCAGAGCCUGUCAAGAAGAAGAAGAUCAGCCUCGCUCAGUUGGUGAAAGAAGGUCGAAGGUUCAACAUCGACCUGGUCUCCAAGCUCAUGUAUUCUCGUGGCUCACUGGUUGAUCUUCUCAUCAAAUCAAAUGUCAGUCGCUAUGCAGAGUUCAAGAACGUCAGCAGGAUUCUGACGUAUCGUCAGGGGAAAGUGGAACAGGUUCCCUGCAGUAGAGCAGAUGUGUUUGCCAGUCGACAGUUGUCUGUAAUUGAAAAGAGGAAGUUGAUGCGCUUCCUGACCUCCUGUGUAGAGGAAACAGAAGAUCAACAAGCUUACAAUGGUCGACCAUAUUUGGAGUUCCUGAGUGACCAGCAGCUUGGAGAAAACCUACAGCAUUUCCUGCUGUACUCCAUUGCCAUGGCAACAGAGGACACACCCACAGAAGUGGGCCUGGCCUCCACGCGCCACUUCCUUCGAUGCCUAGGUCGCUAUGGCAACACACCGUUUCUAUUUCCUGUUUAUGGCCUUGGUGAGAUUCCUCAGUGUUUCUGUAGGAUGUGUGCAGUGUUUGGAGGAAUCUACUGUUUGAGGCACUCUGUCAGGUGUCUGCUGGUGGACAAGGACACAAACAGGUGUAAGGCUGUGAUUGACAGCCGGGGCCAGCGAAUCAGCUGCAACCACUUUGUGGUAGAGGAGGGUUAUGUGGAUGCAGAGAGAAAGCAAACAGCCACGCCCACCAGGUGUGUUUCCAGAGCAGUCCUGAUAACAGACGGAUCUGUUCUGCCCAGUGACUCAGACCAACAGGUUUCUAUGGUAACCAUUCCUCCAGUAGAGGCGGAGCUUCCAUCGGUCAGGAUGGUGGAGCUCUGUUCGUCCACCAUGACGUGUAUGCCUGGAACAUAUCUAGUCCAUCUCACCUGUCAGUCAGUUGGCUCUGCCUACGAGGACCUGUCGCCACUGGUAACCAGGAUGUUCCACACAACGGAGUCAUCUGAUCAAGAGGAGCGUCCAUCUGUCCUCUGGUGUCUCUACUUCAACAUGGUCGAUGGUUCAGGGUUAGAGGUUGAAGGUCACGACCUCCCGUCCAACAUGUACCUGUGUUCAGGUCCAGAUGGAGCUCUGGGUCAUGACCACACCAUCAAACAGGCGGAGUUGAUCUUCCAGAAGAUUCUCCCCGAGGAAGACUUUUGUCCUCCUGCACCAAACCCUGAAGACAUCAUCUACGAUGGAGAGAACGGGAACGGGAACUCUGCAGAGGGGGAGGAACUAAAGGACGAUGAGCUAAAGGACGACGAAGAGCCAAAGGAGCAGGAGGAGGAGCUAACAGAGCAGGAGAAGGAGAUAAAAGAGCAGGAGGAGGAGAUAAAAGAGCAGGAGGAGGAGAAAGAGGAGGAACAGGGGUUGGAAUCAGAGAAGGGGCAGGGCCUUGAGACUGAGGAGUAAAACUAUGUCAACAUGCUGGUCUUUCUGUGUUUGUGGGACUCACUGACACAAACAUAACGUGUGUGCACUUGAAAACCCUUGGCCUGGCUUAUCAGGCCCACUACUGCCACCCAGUAGCCUGACUUAUCAGUGCAUGCCAAAGUUUUUGGACAGACGGACAGACGAACAAUACCCUGCAGCCAGUGUGACUGAGGGUAAAAACCAAACCUACCCAUAAUGCUGAGUUCAGACUCCACAACAUCAGUCUGAUCACAAACUUAACAACUGAAGCUGAUUUCAGCAUCAUCACAAAACAUGACGCUGACUUUGUGUAAAUUCAGACAAUUGAACACAAGCUGAAAAUGUUCAAGAAAAAAACAGGAUGGCAAGAUUUAGCUUCAAAAACAAAAGCUUUAAAAUGUGUGUUUAGUUUUACUGAUGAGAGGAAAUAAAUAAAAAUGACAUUCUGUUACAUGCGGUAAAUUGGGCUCAUAGUAUUAUUGUAGUGUUUAUCAUCUAAGUGUUUCAACGAGGUUAUUUAUCAAACAUAAUCUUUUCAAAUUAUCGAUUUCUCUGUCGCACAUAGUGUUUUAUUGGACUUGAUGUUAAACAACAGCAAAAAAUAAGCAGAACACAUUUAUGGACAAAUUUGCUUUUUUGUGAUUCACAUAUUUAAAGCGUUUAUGAAACUGUUUGGUGAAUCCAGAUCAGUCUGAACUCAGUGUUUUAGUUUAAUUCUCUUGUAUUCUGAUGCCUCUGAGCUUUAAAUACACCAUCUGAUGAGGCGUUUGAGGUCUGUCCAUAAACCUGUACGUCCUCACAACUACAGAAAGAUACAUACUUGCGCCAAAAGUCCAGCAGUGCAUUGUGGGUAAAGUUGCCUUUGUGUUAGUAUUUUUUUAUGAUUUAUGCUUCAUGUUGUAUUUAAAGUCUGUUCUGUCAAAUAUUAAACUGUCAUGUGACCAUG
This is a messenger RNA of Sphaeramia orbicularis (orbiculate cardinalfish), 2909 nucleotides long. RefSeq names its product CHM Rab escort protein (gene chm). The record is from RefSeq and is a predicted model, not a curated record. Gene Ontology annotation, cellular component: Rab-protein geranylgeranyltransferase complex; cytosol; nucleus. Gene Ontology annotation, biological process: protein geranylgeranylation; small GTPase-mediated signal transduction; vesicle-mediated transport. Bases 20 to 1963 code for a protein of 647 amino acids. Gene Ontology annotation, molecular function: GDP-dissociation inhibitor activity. The transcript is spliced from 17 exons. NCBI's taxonomy places the organism in Eukaryota, Metazoa, Chordata, Actinopteri, Kurtiformes, Apogonidae.